Messenger RNA from Octodon degus (degu), 1121 nucleotides. It is a transcript of the gene Cibar1, whose product is annotated as family with sequence similarity 92 member A. Gene Ontology annotation, biological process: cilium assembly. NCBI's taxonomy places the organism in Eukaryota, Metazoa, Chordata, Mammalia, Rodentia, Octodontidae. Gene Ontology annotation, cellular component: ciliary transition zone; ciliary basal body. The coding region runs from base 122 to 982 and encodes 286 amino acids. The record is from RefSeq and is a predicted model, not a curated record. The transcript is spliced from 9 exons.
CGGGGCUGGCGCGGCGGCGCGCACGGGGCGGGCUCUCGGGCGUGCGCGGUGGGUCGCGCUCUGCGCGCGCCGGGUGCCUCGGAGCCCCAGCCGUUGGACUCCAGGCCAUUUGCGAGGCAAGAUGUUAAGGCGCACCCUGGAAAGCCGGGACGCUCAAACCAGACAACUGCAAGAUGCUGUCACAAAUGUGGAGAAGCAUUUUGGGGAACUGUGCCAAAUCUUUGCUGCUUAUGUGAGGAAAACUGCCAGACUGCGAGACAAAGCAGACCUCCUGGUGAAUGAAAUCAAUAUGUAUGCCUCUACGGAGACCCCAAAUUUAAAGCAAGGCCUGAAAAACUUUGCUGAUGAGUUUGCCAAACUUCAGGAUUAUCGACAGGCAGAGGUUGAAAGACUUGAAGCCAAAGUGGUUGAACCUUUGAAAGCUUAUGGAGCAAUUGUAAAAUUGAAAAGGGAUGAUCUAAAAGCGGCGUUAACAGCAAGGAAUCGAGAAGCUAAGCAGUUAACUCAGUUAGAAAGAACGCGUCAAAGAAAUCCGUCUGAUCGACAUGUAAUUUCACAGGCAGAAGCUGAAUUACACAUAGCUUCAACAGAUGUUACCCGAACAACUCGUCAUCUGGAGGAAACUAUUGACAAUUUUGAAAAGCAGAAAAUAAAGGAUAUCAAGAAUGUAUUUUCAGAAUUUAUCACAAUUGAAAUGUUAUUUCAUGGCAAAGCUUUAGAGGUCUACACUGCUGCCUACCAAAAUAUACAAAAGAUUGAUGAAGAUGAAGACUUGGAGGUUUUCCGAAAUUCUCUGUAUCCACUAGAUUAUCCAUCUCGUUUAGAUAUUGUAAAAGCAAAUUCAAAGUCACCUCUUCAGAGAUCGCUGUCAGCUAAGGGUGUAUCAGGAACAGGACAGGUAUCUACCUGUCGAUUAAGAAAGGAUCAACAUGUAGAAGACGAAGAAGAUGAUGAGGCAGACUUUACAGAAGAAGAAAAUUAAUUUUAAUUUCCAAUGUCCAUUUUCAUCUUGAAUGACUUGAAAACUUUAUAUUCACCUGACAGGUUAAGCCUCAAAAUAAAAUCCUACCAUAAAUGCAAAAAUAAAGAAAAUUUACGCUGAACAAAAAUUAAAGUUUUUU